GGCUUAUGAACAAGCAGGAUUGCUAUGUAAGGAAAACAAGCAGUAUGAUGAGGCUGUACACUGGAUGGAACUAGCCGCUCUGAUGUUCCAGGAACAUGGCACGCCAGACACAGCUGCCUUAUGUCUAGACAAAGCUGCCAAGUAGGUGUCUUCUAAAUUAAUCAGUUUACAUUUUAUUAUCUGAUUAUUAUCAAUAAUUUUAACUUAAAAUUGACAUCAACAGUAAGUGUUUUAUAACAAUAGGGAUCCUACCUGCCGGCAUUGCAGCCUGGCCUGGAGACUCUAGAGCACCUGUUGACCAAAUGUCCCUCACUAGAUCUCCCGGGGGAAGCCAGGGCUGUUGGAGGACCCUUUGUGAGGGAAAUGUUGUAUGGCUCAGCUCAACAGAUGGAGUUGAUAGCCAAUUUACUAGCCGGGGUCAUAAGAGAGUAAUCUCAGACCCUCACCAGAAUAUGUGUGUUAGUUAGAGAUAUAAUUAUACUUAGAGAGCAUUGAAAUUAGACUUUAAUACAUUUCAAGUAUGCUACUUCAGUGAGGAGAUUUCAACUUAAUUUUAGAUCAACCGUUCUAUUAUUAACAUCUUUUUUUUUUAACUUGCUUUGGUUUAUGGCUCAACAUCUUUGAAAGGAAAUUUAACCAACUUCCCUAUGUCCUAAACAGCUGCUCAGAUUUAGUAAACGGCUUCUUUUCAUGGAUCAUUUAACCAUUGCAAAUUUUUCUAUUGUUCACAUCUUGAGUUAAUAGAGAUUAGAUUUUACCAUGAAAUUAAAUGUUCUGCUACAAUUUGAACAUGUGAAAACAAUGAUAUGCAAAAAUAUCAAGCAGCAAAAAAAUGGAGGGAACAAUAUACACUAGAUUACAGUUGUUUAAGUGUGAAAAGCCGACUGAAGAUAUUCUAUAUUGUGCAAAGCUGACUAAAGAGAUUCUUGAUUGGGCAAAGCUGACUGAAAAGAUUCCUGAUUGUGCAAAGCUGACUGAAAAGAUUCUACAUUGUGCAAAGAUGACUGAAGAGAUUCUAGAUUGUGCAAAGCAGACUCAAAUGAUUCUUGAUUGUGCAAAGCUGACUCAAAAGAUUCUAGAUUGUGCAAAGAUGACUGAAGAUAUUCUAGAUUGUGCAAAGCUGACUCAAAAGAUUCUAGAUUUUGCAAAGCUGACUAAAGAGAUUCUUGAUUGUGCAAUGCUGACUCAAAAGAUUCUUGAUUGUGCAAAGCUGACUCAAAAGAUUCUAGAUUGUGCAAAGCUGACUAAAGAUAUUCUAGAUUGUGCAAAGAUGACUAAAAAGUUUCUUGAUUGUGCAAAGCUAACUGACAAAAAUUUAUUUAACAAAAAGAUAUUAAUGGAGACCAAGGACAUCUCUAAAUAAAUAUAAAUUUAUAAAUAAAUAAAAGAAUUCACACAAAAAAAUCCUUAUUUCCCCCAUUGCCUUGUCAUUCUUUUAUCUAGGUAUAACUAUGCACUUGAGUAUCUUCUAUAAAUAUUUGCACAUAUUAAUUUUUUUUUGUUUAGAAUGGUCGAGCAAGAUAAGCCAGAGAAAGCCAUUCAUUUAUACACAAAAGCUUGUGAGGUAGCAGAGGUAAGUUGUAUCCCUUCAGGAGGAAGGACUCAAUGAGCCUUUAAAUUAAGUUAGUUAUAAUGAACAAAUGUGGUUAGGGUGGCAUUUUCACCAAAUACUUCUUCACAUUUCAGAUAGAAGGGAGACCACGCCAGAGUGCAGAGUACAUUGGGAAAGCUGCCAGGUUGCAAGUCAAGUGUUUUAAGUAAGUUUUUGGGGACUUAACUCUUAGUGUCUGUUGCAGUGAAUAUGUUCUGGCCUCAACGCCACAUCCAUCCAUUUAGACAAGUCUAUUGCUGUCUGUCUGUGUGCUUUCAUAGAUUUUCCUCCACACCUCUAUCCAUAUCUGCUGCAAUCGACAGAUGAGUCCUCUGGUCCUUGGUCUCUGGUAUUAUACCACCUGCCCUCUUCUUUGAUCCAGCAUUCUCCAGAACAGUCAGUCUCUUUUAAUUUCUGUCAAUAUGGUUGGACUUAUAUUGUGGUAGGCGAUAUGAACUUUCACUUCGAUCAGCCACAGCACCAGUCCAGUGCCAGGAUGAUGGAUCUUUUGGACUUAUUAAGUCUUCAUCAAUCAGUCGACCAACCGACUCAUAAUCGUGGACAUGCUCUUGAUUGGGUGCUUCAUAGGCCUCAGGAUGGUGUGAUUAGAUCUACUUCAAUUACUCAAGAGCUGUCCUCUGACCAAUUCUGUGUUGUUUGUGAGCUUAGUGUUAGGGCCCCCAAUCUUCUCCGUCAGUUCAAGGAGGUCCGCAGUCUGCAAACUAUAAACAGGGAUGCCUUUAAGCAUGACCUGAGUUUAGAAGUGUCCCCCACCCUCUGCCCUACUUUGGAAAUGCUAAACUGUGCAUUGCGUGCUGUGCUUGACCGGCACACCCCUGUCACCCGCUGCAAUUUUAGGUUAGCACGGUCAGCUCCCUGGUAUGAGACCAUAAGGGAAGAACUAUGCAGUGCCAAGAAAGAGCGGCAUCGUGCGGAAAAGAAGUAGUUGAGGUCAGUUCUUGUGGUAUUUAACCAGAUGUAUUCCGUUGCCAAGAAGUGUGUCACUCAGAUUGUUUGUCAUGCUAAGGCCUUGUAGUUUAGCCAAAAGAUAAUUAUGGGUAAAACCAGCAGCAGUUGUUUGAUGUUUAUAUCCACCUCAGAGGUAGUAACAAAGAAACUGCUCUUCCUUCAGUGUUUCUGUUGCCCCAACAACCAGAUAUUUUCUGUGAUUUCUUUACAAGCAAAGUUGCUGGCAUUCGCGCUGAGCUCGAUUAUCUUGACGUACCGUCUCUAGAUUUGCCUUCUUCUUCUUGUGUUAGUUCACAUUUUGAUGUUUUUAAACCUGUUUCAGAACUAGAGGUCAAAAGUAAAAUUCUAAAAUCUAAACCUACGUCAUGUUCUUUGGACCCCAUCCUCACCCCCCUGUUGGUUGAGUCAUUAGAUCAUUUGCUCCCAACGAUAACCCAUAUAAUCAAUGAAAGCUUGUCUUCUAGCCCUGUUCCCCCACUUUGUAAGUCAGCUGUCAUCAAACCAUUGCUUAAAAAGCCUGGUCUGGAUGAAAAUAAUUAAAAAAACUAUAGACCUGUAUCUAACUUAUCAUUUUUAUCUAAAAUCAUUGAAAAACUUGUACUAAAACAACUUUUUGCUUACUUAAACGACCACUCCCUUCUCAGUUCUUAUCAGUCGGCCUAGACAUUUCCACAGCACAGAGACAGCUAGCUCUCUUGAGAGUCAGUAAUGACCUCUUGCGCACAAUGGGCAGCGGUAAUGUCUCCAUCCUGAUCCUCUUAGAUCUCAGUGUGGCCUUCGACACUGUUGCCCAUGAAACCCUUUACAAAACCCUUGAAAAUUACUUGGAAUUUCUGGCUCAGUUUUGGCUUGGUUUAGGUCCUACCUCUCUUAUAGAAUACAGGCGGUCUCUGUCGAUGGCUGUCUCUCCAGCAGUGCUGCUUUGGUGUACGGAGUACCACAGGGGUCUGUUUUGGGUCCGAUUCUAUUGACAUUGUAUACCAGGCUACUGCUCCUGUUGCUUGGACAUGCUUGAGCCAAUCAUUCGCAGAUGACACGCAGCUGUACAAGCAUACCCAUCCCUCUCUUGUCAAUUCCACUGUCCAGACUUUGCGGGAGUGCAUUGGGGAUGUCAAGUCAUGGAUGACACUCAGCAAGUUGAAGCUAAAUGAGGACAAAAUGGAAGCACUCCUCAUUCACAAUCACAAAUCAUCCUCUACCUCAACUCUCCCCACCUCAUUUCAAGUAGGUAACUCCGACUUACAGUUUACACCCUCUGCUAGGAAUCUUGGUUAUAUUCUUUCUAACAAAAUGCCUCUCGAUAAACAUAUCUCUCACAUUUGUCGUUCUGCAUACACCGCUAUCCGUCAGAUCAGCUCCAUCCGCCACUACCUCACAGUUAGUGCAACAAAAACCCUAGUCUGUGCUCUAGUUCUCUCUCAUCUUGACCAUUGCAACCAUCUUCUGUCAGGUUCACCAAAACACUUUAUAGAAAAACUACAAAAGGUUAUAAACUCAGCUGCUAGGCUAGUUAUAAAGGGAAAAAAAAAAGUGAUCACGUCACUCCACUACUCCACUCAUUUCCUUGGCUCCCCAUACAGGCACGCAUUGAUUACAAGCUUUCUGUUCUCUGUCACAACUUUUUCUCGGAUUCCUGCCCUUCCUAUCUAACCGAACUUCUUUCUGUCUAUUCAUCCCUUCACUCCUCCAGAGACAUGCUUAUUCUGUCCGUUCCCAAGAUGCGCACUAAAACAUAUGGUGAACGAUCUUUCUCUGCCCCCAAACAAUGGAAUUCUCUGCCACUACACAUCCGCAAUAUACCAACCACCCAUGCCUUCAAAACUGCACUGAAAACACAUCUCUUUAAACUCUACUACCCCGACUGAUUCCCCCCUUUGACCAAUAAACUAUGCUGCUGGCUGCCGUUCAUGGCUUGACAUGUAAAAAUUCUGGAGUGGGUGGGGUGUAUAUACAUUUGUUUUUGUUUUGUUGCUACACAGCUAUUACAUAAAUGUAUUUUAUUUUUAAGUCACGAUUAUGUCUCUUUUGGUAAUAUUUUUAUGUACAGCGCGGUGAGCCUAGCUCUAGGCUGGGGUACCGCGGUAUAUAAGACUACUACUACUAAUGGAUAUUAAAUUGUUACAGUUUUUACAGCUUUGUGUUAUAACUUAAAAUAUUUAAGGUCCAUGUAAUAUCAUAGCCAUCAUAUCAAUGUAGUUCAUCAGUGCUAACAUUUGAAGUAAUUUCUAUCAUCAUAUCAAUGUAGUUCAUCAGUGCUAACAUUUGAAGUAAUUUCUAUCAGAUCAAUGUAGUUCAUCAGUGCUAACAUUUGAAGUAAUUUCUAUCAGAUCAAUGUAGUUCAUCAGUGCUAACAUUUGAAGUAAUUUCUAUCAUCAGAUCAAUGUAGUUCAUCAGUGCUAACAUUUGAAGUAAUUUCUAUCAUCAGAUCAAUGUAGUUCAUCUGUGCUAACAUUUGAAGUAAUUUCUAUCAGAUCAAUGUAGUUUAUCAGUGCUAACAUUUGAAGUAAUUUCUAUCAGAUCAAUGUAGUUCAUCAGUGCUAACAUUUGAAGUAAUUUCUAUCUGAUCAAUGUAGUUCAUCAGUGCUAACAUUUGAAGUAAUUUCUAUCAGAUCAAUGUAGUUCAUCAGUGCUAACAUUUGAAGUAAUUUCUAUCAUCAGAUCAAUGUAGUUCAUCUGUGCUAACAUUUGAAGUAAUUUCUAUCAGAUCAAUGUAGUUCAUCAGUGCUAACAUUUGAAGUAAUUUCUAUCAGAUCAAUGUAGUUCAUCAGUGCUAACAUUUGAAGUAAUUUCUAUCUGAUCAAUGUAGUUCAUCAGUGCUAACAUUUGAAGUAAUUUCUAUCAUCAGAUCAAUGUAGUUCAUCAGUGCUAACAUUUGAAGUAAUUUCUAUCAGAUCAAUGUAGUUCAUCAGUGCUAACAUUUGAAGUAAUUUCUAUCAUCAGAUCAAUGUAGUUCAUCAGUGCUAACAUUUGAAGUAAUUUCUAUCAUCAGAUCAAUGUAGUUCAUCAGUGCUAACAUUUGAAGUAAUUUCUAUCAGAUCAAUGUAGUUCAUCAGUGUUAACAUUUGAAGUAAUUUCUUUCAUCAGAUAUGAAGAAGCCAUUAAGUCUCUACAACAAGAAAUCAAGUAUUGGAUAGAAGCAGAGAACUACACGUACAUUAAAAAAGUGGCCAUGGGUGUGAUCCUGUUACACCUGACACAGGAAGAUUAUGUAGCUGCCGAUCAGUUCUUCAGAGAAUGCCUCGGGUAAAUGACCAACCACAUCCAAAUUGACAUCAAGACAAAAGAUAAAGUUUUUUCAUUAACCCAUUCAACAAUGUGCCAAAAAAAUAUUUUGCCAGAAACGCUAUCAAGCAUUGCUAUUAAAAAAACUCUCACCAUUAAAGCACAUGUCUUUAAAGUAUACUAUACUGUCCUGACAUUAUGGGAUUAAAAAAAUGUAAUAUUCAUUGUGGCUUAAUUAUAUGACAGAUUUUAUAAUGUGGGAAAGAACUUGACAUUACAGAAUCAACAUCAUCAGAGCAUGAGAAAAUAAUGCAUUAUCAUAAAGCAACCAUCCUUGAACCCAAUUCUCUUUAUUUCAUGUCAUCGUGUAACUCAAUUGAUUUAUACCCCUGAACCCAAUUCACUUUAUUUCAUGUCAUCGUGUAACUCAAUAGAUUUAUACCCCUGAACCCAAUUCACUUUAUUUCAUGUCAUCGUGUAACUCAAUCGAUUUAUACCCCUGAACCCAAUUCACUUUAUUUCAUGUCAUCGUGUAACUCAAUCGAUUUAUACCCCUGAACCCAAUUCUCUUUAUUUCAUGUCAUCGUGUAACUCAAUCGAUUUAUACCCCUGAACCCAAUUCUCUUUAUUUCAUGUCAUCGUGUAACUCAAUCGAUUUAUACCCCUGAACCCAAUUCACUUUAUUUCAUGUCAUCGUGUAACUCAAUCGAUUUAUACCCCUGAACCCAAUUCUCUUUAUUUCAUGUCAUCGUGUAACUCAAUCGAUUUAUACCCCUGAACCCAAUUCACUUUAUUUCAUGUCAUCGUGUAACUCAAUAAAUUUAUACCCCUGAACCUAGGGGUAUAGCACUCGAAAAAAAUUUAAACUUUCACUACAACUCUGUCCUCAAGAUGGGGUUUUGUUUCCCUCAGCUAACGUAACAAUUCAUAAGGUUCAAUUUCUGAGCUGCCACUUAUGAAAGGGUUAAAUGUGUAUAUUUGUUUAAAAUGCCUCUUACUAAUAUAUUUUAAUUAUAUUAUAUCUGUUUGGAACAGACAACUUGCCAUAAUAAAUUGAAGUCUCUUGUCUAACGAAUUGAGUUUUUGCACAUUAUAUUAGAUUACCGGUUUUCAAAGCUUGUGUCUUAGACUGUGGAGGGUCAAAGUUGAGACAAUUUAUCAUAGUUGAAUGUACCCGGUUGUUGAACCUAAAUGUUUUACAUUUCUUCAGAGUUACAGAAACUGAUUGCAUUUGCCACUCAAUGUUCCUUAUUUGAUUCAGAUUUCCUGAGUUUGGAGCUAGUGAAGAAGCUGGUGCUCUUGAAGACUUGUUAAGAGCGUAUGAUGAUGGCGAUGAUGAGGCCGGUCAGCUUGUGCUUGCAAAACCAAUCUUCAAGUAUCUUGAUAACAUGGUGAUUGUUGGUUACUUGUUACAUAUUUUCCCGACAAAUCUCUUGUUAGAGAAUAUAAAUAUGACCAUUUCUGAAUGUAAAUAAUUUAAGUUGGAUCAUAUAUGUACACUAUGUAUGAAAAAAUUAAUUAAAUUUUCAUGGACCUUUCCCAUGGCCCCAUUUAUUUUUUCAACAAAGCCCUAUGUAUAAAUUUGAUGAGCUACUUAUGUUUUAAGCUUAGUAUAAAAAAGCAUUUCAGUUCUUGAUAUCUUAGAAUUUUCCCUUGAAUUCUUCAGUUUGCGAGACUAGCCAGAGACUUGAAAUUUCCUGGAGGUAUCACAACAUCCAGAUCAGCUGCCACUACAAGUACAUACAGCCAACGAGAUGAGGACUUUGAUGGGGAAAAAGAUGAAUUUCAAAAAGAUGGAGAGAACGAGGAGGACCUAUCAGAACUAUGUUGAGGAAUGUAUCGGUUGUUAGUGACGACAACUCCAGCUCAAAUACACUGCUAUUUAAAAAAAAAAAAUACUCAAAAAAUUUUAAUUUUCCUUCAACUUGAACUUCUUUAGUUUAGAGAAGUAAAACAGAGUAGGUACCAGGUGGGCUGCGACACUUUUUAAACUAAAUUUUUUUUGAUUGAAUGGAUGGGAUAGCUUUUUUUCUUUAAAGUUACCAAUUGGGACCAACAAAAAUAAGGUAACUGGGAUUAUUGAACAGUUUAGUUGAAUGGGUUUGAUUAACUGUUGGCCACAACAGUUACUUGAAAAUAGACAAGAAGUUGAUGGCCGUAACCAAAUACGUUGGUUUUAUUUAAAUAAGGAGAAUUUCAAUUUCUUGGUGAUGCUGAAAUUUUUUAAAUAAAAAUUUUACUACUCCUGCUGCAUUACUUUGGUGACAUUGCUUAUCAUUUGUCUUUAGUUUUGAUUAUGUGAUAACCCCAAGACUGUGAUUUCAGUGGUGCGAUGAAUUAUUAAACUGGCUAUUUAGGUGUAUGAAUGUGUUAUAUGCAUGAAUUACUGAAUUUUUAGAUGUGUGAAUGUGUUAUAAGUAUGGACAACUGAAUUUUUAAGAUGUGUGAAUGUGUUGAUGUGUGACUGCAAAAUGUAUACAGAGAAGAUCUGGUUUCUUUUAAUAUAAUGGAGAUGUGAUUUUUAAGAUUGUUACAUUUUUCUGUGUUUGUAACAUAGGGGGAAAUAAUCAUUGAGCUGAAUUCUUUGUUUCCUUUUCAGUGUUCCAAUGAGGAAUAUCUAUUUCCCUAUACUGUUGUAGCAAUAUACUUUGACAACACUUUGAUGCUAUCAAGAGGUAUACAAAAAGUGGGCUGUUUAUAGAACUAACUAUAACAGCGGACCAAGACUAACUAACAUAACUAGAUAGAAUUGAGAAAUUGUUUUCUAAUUAUUAAAUAGUGCUGCACCACUUUGUAAACUCAAAUUCAAACUAUUACGGUGACAAUAAAUUUAUUAAAGUUGGAUUGUCUACAAACUUUGCCUGUUUUAACAUCUCAAACAAAAUUGAACAAUGGAAAUUUGUUUCUUGACAUAAUCCUCAAAGCUGAGAGAUCCUUGUAACGUUGUGUAUCUAUUUUUCUCCUUUCUAUGUCAUACAUAUUAUUAGCUUAGUUAUGUUGUACAAUUAUUUCAUGUUAAAACAAUCUCCCAGGUUUUGAACUAUUGUGCAAUAUUUAAUAGUAGUUGACAGUGCAUAAAAGUGACAGAGAAAAUGCAGGAGUAGAAAUUGUGAAUCUGAUGAUGAAUAUUUUGGUAAGUCCCAAUAGUUCCCAUAGGGAUACCUUCUUCCAACAGUGAACAAAAGUGCUUUUACAUUAUAGAUAUUUGAAUCUUAGAAAACAGUUAAUUUAUUAAAUAUCUUUUGUUAAAUUGAACCAUAGUUAUAUAAUUCUUGUCUUUUUAUAGGAACAUUAUUGUAUAUUUUAAUGGAGCAUUUAAACUUCAAAAUGGACUGUCUACUUAUUAAUUAAUUUUGUCACACCAAAUAUGAAGCUGAGUUCAGCUAUGACCUUAAUUCAUGAAGCCCCCCCCCCCAUCCUUCAAUAUUUUGUUCACCCCUUUUAGUAAUUCCUGGAAAAGAAAGAUAGAUGAUCUUGAGAUAAUUAAGUCAAAAAUAUAAAGAUCAAUAAUAUGCACAUUGUUUAAAUGCUUAGUAAAGUUGGUGAGAAAAAAAUUAUUUGACCUAAUUAAAGGAGAUUUGCUGUGUUACAUAAGCAUCCAUAAUCAAUGAUAAGCCAAAACACCCUCCACACCAACAUGUUCACUUUAUCAGAACAGCUUGGCAUGUAUGUGUUCUAAGAAAUGUGUAGUUUCUUAGUUUAAAUGUUUUCAAGGUACUGGUAGUAACUGGUACUUUUUUUUCCAAAGUUCGUUAUACUCCUAUACUCCAUUAUGCCCUCAUUAUUGUUGUUUCUUUGAGUUCUGUGAAUUCAACAUUUUAAAUAUCUUAUUACUUUACCGGGUAGUUCAAUGUAUGCCAAGAAAGGGAAAUAAAUAACUUAGAUUGCAGUUAUUUAAUUUAAGAACUGUACUUAAAACUGUAGUAAUAUAGUCUGAUCCACUGAAUAAAGUCAUCAUAUUAUAUUUAAAGGUUCCCCAUUUGCUUCUGCGAGACAAUUAUCAAUAUCAUGUUUUUUAACAUGUUCAGAUCAUUUCUGUACUUCCAUCAUUUUCUUAAUGCCAUUUUUACAUGUCAGACAUUGUCUUCUUUCCAUUUGAAAAUAAAGUCUGUGUCAAAAUAAAU
This is a messenger RNA of Lymnaea stagnalis (great pond snail), 9906 nucleotides long. Lineage: Eukaryota; Metazoa; Mollusca; Gastropoda; Lymnaeidae. The record is from the annotation of a GenBank genome assembly.